ACUGAUUGGUUGACUACUUUAUAUGCAUAAAUAUGGUUGAUAAUGUACUGAAAAUAUUUUGAGAUUCCGUGAAAAUAAGGAACCUUAAUGACUUGGGGGUUUUAUUCAUUAGAAAGCCAAAUUCAUUGUUAAAAGGUGGGAUGGAUUCAAGACCCCAUCCACCAAAAAGGAAGGAACCAUCAACUCUUUCUAAAAAUCAACAUCAAGGACCAACCUCAGGGGAUUCGAGUAUUUGUAAAAAGGCAAGAUUAUCUUCAUCUGGUGAUGUGGACUAUCCAUCAAAUGAACAUGCAAGCUGCAGUCAUAAUGAGCUAUUUCCAAAUAAUGGAGAAAUACCUCUUGAAAGAAAUCUAGAUUCAAGUGAUGUUGAAAGUGAUGACUCCACAGAUGCCAGUAUUGGCAGUUUAAGUGGAAACCAAGUGCUACUAUUUGCAGAUAUUGACAUAAGUACCAACUUUCAGCAACAGAAUCCUCGUCAAAGCAUCGAGAAUGAUAUUUUUGAUACAUCACAGCACUCUCCAGGACAAAAUUCAAAUGUGUCAGUGGUUCCUGCCAGAGAUAGGAACACUUACAAUUUGCACAGAUGGCAAAGUAAACACAUUGCUAAGUCCAUUGUAGACAAUGCCAUCAAUAUGACAUUGGAAGAAAUGGGAGUUUCUCCUGAAACAGAGGCAGAUGUAUUUAAAAGAGAAAAAACUGAAAUUGAGACCUUUGGAAUUUCUCAUGCAAUUCAGUCCCGAGGUUUAUCAGCCCAACUUACUAAUCCAUUAAUGACUUCUUCGUCAGGUACUGUCCUCUCAAGCAUGGGAGAAAAUGCAGCUUCUAGAUCUGAUACAAGCAGACAAUAUUCAUCUGAUCCACAACCUAUUGUCAUUAAAGUGAAUGAAAAAGAAACAAGCCUGGGAGAUUCCACGCUUCAAAAUACAGACCAGAAUAGUUUGAUUAAUCAAGCUGUUACCAUGGCGAUUUGCUCACAAGGUCUUGUUAUGAAAAACAGCUAGGAGGACCUGUGUUGAUUUUUUGUUGUUCUCCCGGUUUUUAUUUUGUAAACUUGGUUAUGAUUUUGUAAGAUUUGAACAGUUUUAUUUAUCAUUUGUAUUCCUUUUAAGUGCAAUAGUGUGUUGAUUACUGCAAGGUGUACAUAGAUUGGUAUGUAUCUUAAUUCCAACAUGUAUGCUGUGUAGACCUGCUUGCCUUGAUCAACAGCUGAAUAAAUGAUGAAAUGUUGACCAUUUUCAUUAAACAGCUAACUUGUUUUGCAUAAUGAAUUUAUUUGUACAUGUAUUAACAUGUUUUAAGUUGUACAUUAUGUACUUAGUAUUUCUCUUCUUAAGAGGUAAUCAUUUUCAGUUUUAUCUCUGGUAGAGAUAUUUUUGUAAACUUAUACAUGUAAGUAAGACUGUUGUGCUUAAAGUGCAUGUACAUUCAUCUAUAAACAUGAAUAAAACUAGUCAAAAAUCA
Molecule: messenger RNA, 1461 nt
Organism: Magallana angulata
Lineage: Eukaryota; Metazoa; Mollusca; Bivalvia; Ostreida; Ostreidae
Exons: 2
Coding region: 141-1001 (286 amino acids)
Source: RefSeq, a predicted model, not a curated record